This is a messenger RNA of Neogale vison (American mink), 3535 nucleotides long. It is a transcript of the gene BCL6, whose product is annotated as BCL6 transcription repressor. Gene Ontology annotation, cellular component: nucleus. The record is from RefSeq and is a predicted model, not a curated record. Gene Ontology annotation, biological process: regulation of immune system process; negative regulation of transcription by RNA polymerase II; regulation of cytokine production. Bases 1265 to 3385 code for a protein of 706 amino acids. The transcript is spliced from 10 exons. NCBI's taxonomy places the organism in Eukaryota, Metazoa, Chordata, Mammalia, Carnivora, Mustelidae. Gene Ontology annotation, molecular function: protein binding; DNA-binding transcription factor activity, RNA polymerase II-specific; RNA polymerase II cis-regulatory region sequence-specific DNA binding.
AGGGUCCCUCUUUCUUUCUUCUCCAACUCCUUUUAAAAAUCUGCCUUCUCCUCAAGAUGCCAAAUUGCAAAUCCAGAAAGUUUGAAAAGGCAGAAGAGAGAAAGCGUGUGGGUGGAAAGACCAAGUUGAGGUCUGGCUUGGUGGUCACUGCGGCUGGGGGCAGGACUGGGGUCCAGAGAGUUGGGGUCCGGGCCCUUGCAGUUCAGUUUUCUCUUCAACAGCCCUGCUCUCUUGGCAGUUGUUUUGUGUUAUGAGUAUUGCGUGUAGCAUCAGUGGGAUGGCUGGAGCUAGGCAACAGAGUUUGUCCAGGACUUUGCUGAAGAUUAGCUUCCAGUAUUGGACGAGGCUUGUCUGGUGGAGCCUCAGUGACCUUUUCAGUUAAUCAGGGCUGUUACAAGGAUCCCAUACAGUAACAGAUGGGAAAGGGCCAGUUGGCCGGUAAGAAGCAAAGCGGCUGCUAGGUGCUUCCACACUUGGAGCUUCCGGAGGGAGACACGGCUUCCCACAUCCACCAUAACACAGGUUCACUAGCUAUGGGGCAUCCCAAGCUAGAGCUGGUGGAAGAAAGAGUGGAUUUAAUAGGGAUGUCGGCCUCAGUGUGUGUGCAUUUGUUUUUGACCAAGCUGGGCAGAGGCAGAGGAUAGAGAUGGCCCAACCCCAGGGCCAGGCUGACAAGUGGACCCCUGGGAAUGGCGAAUGUUUUGUUUGUUUGUUUCAGUCUACAUAUGGAGUGAGUCAUUUUGCCACUUGCCAAGGUGAAAUUGCAAAUCUGGGCUUCCAGUGAUUCCAAAGUCUGUGACUGGGAAUUCACAAGCAAGCUGGUGGUUGAAGCUGGCUGAAGGACAUCCUUAGGUGUUUCAGAAGUGUUCAGGGAUGUCUUUCAUGGGGGAGGAGGAGAUGGUUUAUAAAUGAAACUCAAGUGUGUCUUUAGCCUUCUUUUUCAACGGCAACAAUCACUGAACUUUGGUUAGGACCGAUCUAGUGUAUCUCUCUUUGCCCAUCUUGAGUUAGGAUGGGAGAGGAGGAAAUAGGUUCUUUCAUCUCUUCCUGUCCUCUCCCUUCCCCCAUUCCCUUCCCUCAUCCUCACUCACUCACAUGCACACACUAACCCUGAAGCCGAUGGGAUUGAGUGACUGGCACUUGGGACCACAGAGAAAUGUCAGAAUGUUUGGUUACAGACUCAAGGAAACCUCUCAUUUUAGAGUGCUCAUUUGAUUUUAAGCAAAAUUUUGGACUGUGAAUCAAGGCGUUGGGUGAAGACAAAAUGGCCUCCCCGGCUGACAGCUGUAUCCAGUUCACCCGCCAUGCCAGUGACGUUCUCCUCAACCUUAAUCGCCUCCGGAGCCGUGACAUCUUGACUGAUGUUGUCAUCGUGGUGAGCCGUGAGCAGUUCAGAGCCCAUAAGACAGUCCUCAUGGCCUGCAGUGGCCUGUUUUAUAGCAUCUUCACGGACCAGCUCAAAUGUAACCUGAGUGUGAUCAACCUGGAUCCCGAGAUCAACCCUGAGGGGUUCUGUAUUCUCUUGGACUUCAUGUACACGUCCCGUCUCAACCUGCGGGAGGGCAACAUCAUGGCCGUGAUGGCCACGGCCAUGUACCUGCAGAUGGAGCAUGUUGUGGACACUUGCCGGAAGUUCAUCAAAGCCAGUGAAGCAGAGAUGGUGCCUGCCCUCAAGCCUCCCCGUGAAGAGUUUCUGAACAGCCGGAUGCUGAUGCCCCAGGACAUCAUGGCUUAUCGGGGUCGGGAGGUGGUGGAGAGUAACCUGCCGCUGAGGAACGGCCCCGGGUGUGAAAGCAGAGCCUUCGCCCCCAGCCUGUACAGUGGCCUGUCCACCCCGCCGGCCUCUUAUCCCGUCUACAGUCACCUCCCUGUCAGCAGCUUCCUCUUCUCUGACGAAGAGCUGCGGGAUGCCCGGAUGCCGGUGGCCAAUCCCUUCCCUAAGGAGCGGGCCCACCCCUGCGAUAGUGUCAGGCCCAUCCCCGGUGACUACAGCCGGCCAGCCAUGGAGAUCUCUCCCGGUGUGUGCCACAGCAGCAUCUACUCACCCAAGGAGGCGGCCCCAGAGGAGACACGCAGUGACAUGCACUAUGGUGUGGCCGAAGGCCCCAAGCCUGCCGCCCCCUCGGCCCGGAGUGCCCCAUACUUCCCCUGUGACAAGGCUGGCAAGGAGGAAGAGAGGCCCUCCUCAGAGGAUGAGAUCGCCUUGCAUUUCGAGCCCCCCAGCGCGCCCCUGAACCGCAAGGGUCUGGUCAGUCCACAGAGCCCCCAGAAGUCCGACUGCCAGCCCAACUCGCCCACGGAGUCCUGCAGUAGCAAGAACGCUUGCAUCCUCCAGACCUCUGGUUCGCCUCCAGCCAAGAGCCCCACUGACCCCAAAGCCUGCAACUGGAAGAAAUACAAGUUCAUCGUGCUCAACAGCCUCAACCAGAAUGCCAAACCGGAGGGGCCUGAGCAGGCCGAGCUGGGCCGCCUCUCCCCUCGAGCCUACACGGCCCCACCAGCCUGCCAGCCACCGAUGGAGCCCGAGAGCCUUGACCUCCAGUCCCCAACCAAGCUCAGUGCCGGCGGGGAGGACUCCACCAUCCCUCAGGCCAGCCGACUCAAUAACAUUGUCAACAGGUCCCUGACGGGCUCCCCCCGCAGCAGCAGUGAGAGCCACUCCCCACUCUACUUGCACCCCCCCAAGUGCACGUCCUGCGGCUCUCAGUCCCCGCAGCAUGCAGAGAUGUGCCUCCAUACCGCCGGCCCCACGUUUCCGGAGGAGAUAGGAGAGACCCAGUCUGAGUAUUCGGAUUCCAGCUGUGAGAACGGGGCCUUCUUUUGCAAUGAGUGUGACUGCCGCUUCUCUGAGGAGGCCUCACUCAAGAGACACACACUGCAGACCCACAGUGACAAACCCUACAAGUGUGACCGCUGCCAGGCCUCGUUCCGCUACAAGGGCAACCUCGCCAGCCACAAGACCGUCCAUACGGGUGAGAAACCCUAUCGUUGUAACAUUUGUGGAGCCCAGUUCAACCGGCCAGCCAACCUGAAAACCCAUACUCGAAUUCACUCUGGAGAGAAGCCCUACAAAUGCGAAACGUGUGGAGCCAGAUUUGUACAAGUGGCCCACCUCCGUGCCCAUGUGCUCAUCCACACUGGAGAGAAGCCCUAUCCCUGUGAAAUCUGUGGCACCCGUUUCCGGCACCUUCAGACUCUGAAGAGCCACCUGCGAAUCCAUACAGGAGAGAAACCUUACCAUUGUGAGAAGUGCAACCUGCAUUUCCGUCACAAAAGCCAGCUGCGUCUUCACUUGCGCCAAAAGCAUGGCGCCAUCACCAACACCAAGGUGCAGUACCGCGUGUCUGCCACCGACCUGCCCCCGGAGCUCCCCAAAGCCUGCUGAAGCAUGGAGUGUUGAUGCUUUCCAUUCGAGUCCCUUCUCAGAAUCUACCCAAAGGAUACUGUAACACUUUACGACUUUCAUCCCAUGACGUAGUGCCUCUUUCAUCCACUAGUGCAAAUCAUAGCUGGGGUGGGGGUGGGGGGAGGGGCG